Molecule: messenger RNA, 2235 nt
Organism: Otolemur garnettii (small-eared galago)
Lineage: Eukaryota; Metazoa; Chordata; Mammalia; Primates; Galagidae
Gene: CDKAL1
Product: CDK5 regulatory subunit associated protein 1 like 1
Exons: 15
Coding region: 108-1859 (583 amino acids)
Biological process (GO): tRNA methylthiolation
Cellular component (GO): endoplasmic reticulum
Molecular function (GO): 4 iron, 4 sulfur cluster binding; tRNA (N(6)-L-threonylcarbamoyladenosine(37)-C(2))-methylthiotransferase activity
Source: RefSeq, a predicted model, not a curated record
ACGUAUGUGUCAUGGCGCGCUCCAUCGAAAGUCUCUGCAGUUUCCGCAAAGUGGCGUGUUGAUUCUCUGCCUUUGGACUGUUAUUUAUUUUCGGACUGCUGGACAAGAUGCCUUCUGCAUCCUGUGAUGCACUAUUGGAUGACAUAGAAGAUAUCGUGUCACAGGAAGAUUCAAAGCCACAAGAUAGGCAUUUUUCGAGAAAGCAUGUUGUUCCAAAGGCACGAAGACGAAAUACCCAAAAAUAUUUGCAAGAGGAAAACUGUCCCCCCAGUGAUAGCACCAUUCCAGGCAUACAGAAAAUUUGGAUACGAACAUGGGGUUGCUCUCAUAAUAAUUCAGAUGGAGAAUACAUGGCUGGACAGCUAGCUGCUUAUGGCUAUACAAUUACAGAAAAUGCAUCAGAUGCAGAUUUAUGGCUCCUGAACAGUUGCACUGUAAAAAACCCAGCAGAAGACCACUUUAGAAACUCAAUUAAAAAAGCUCAAGAGGAGAACAAGAAAGUAGUGCUGGCUGGAUGUGUUCCUCAAGCCCAGCCUCGUCAGGACUACCUUAAAGGACUGAGUAUCAUUGGGGUUCAACAGAUAGAUCGUGUAGUAGAAGUUGUGGAGGAAACAAUUAAAGGUCACUCUGUGAGACUGCUGGGUCAGAAGAAGGAUAAUGGAAAGCGGUUGGGGGGAGCACGACUGGAUUUGCCCAAGAUUAGGAAGAAUCCACUGAUAGAAAUCAUUUCCAUCAAUACUGGGUGUCUCAACGCUUGUACCUACUGCAAAACUAAACAUGCCAGAGGAAAUUUGGCCAGUUAUCCAAUUGAUGAAUUAGUAGAUAGAGCCAAACAAUCUUUUCAAGAGGGUGUCUGUGAGAUAUGGUUGACCAGUGAAGACACAGGGGCUUAUGGCAGAGAUAUUGGCACCAAUCUCCCCACACUCCUGUGGAAAUUGGUUGAAGUGAUUCCUGAGGGAGCAAUGCUGAGGGUUGGCAUGACAAAUCCGCCCUAUAUUUUAGAGCAUCUGGAGGAAAUGGCGAAAAUCCUUAACCAUCCCCGAGUCUAUGCUUUCCUGCACAUACCGGUCCAGUCCGCCUCUGACAGUGUACUCAUGGAAAUGAGAAGAGAGUACUGUGUGGCCGACUUCAAAAGAGUCGUGGAUUUUCUGAAAGAGAAAGUUCCUGGAAUAACUAUUGCUACAGAUAUUAUCUGUGGUUUUCCUGGAGAAACAGAUCAGGAUUUUCAAGAAACAGUGAAACUUGUUGAAGAAUACAAAUUCCCAAGCCUCUUUAUUAACCAGUUUUACCCAAGACCAGGAACUCCUGCUGCAAAAAUAGAACAAGUUCCAGCACAAGUGAAAAAGCAGAGGACAAAAGAUCUUUCUCGGGUAUUUCAUUCCUACAAUCCAUACGAUCACAAGAUUGGUGAAAGACAACAAGUGUUAGUCACGGAAGAAUCUUUUGAUUCCAAGUUUUAUGUUGCGCACAAUCGAUUCUAUGAGCAGGUUUUAAUACCAAAGAACUCCUCAUUUAUGGGGAAAAUGGUUGAAGUGGACAUCUACGAAGCAGGCAAACAUUUCAUGAAAGGGCAGCCAGUAUCAGCAGCCAGAGUGUACACGCCAUCCAUCAGCAAACCCUUAGCCAAGGGAGAAGUCUCGGGUUUAACAAAGGAAUUCAGAAAUCAGCUUGGUAAUCACCAGGGUGCAGUAUUCCACACCCCUGCUGCAGCUCCACACACCCCAGAGAGUUCCAGAAUGGCACUGCAGAUACAGAGGCUGCAUCAAGGCUGGACACCGAGGAUGUCUGUGGGCAUGGCUCUGUUUGCUCUUCUUUUCGCUUUUUUGGUCAAGGUCUAUAACUGGAACACAAGCAAAUGAAGCAUCUGUGAUGAAGAAUAAAUUUCUAAUUAAAAUCUUCAAUGAACAGGAGGGUGACCAGAUCAGUUCUCAAAGGGGAAUAAUUCACAUGGGUCCCACUGCCCCCUCUUUAGCCACACUUGCUUUCAAUGAGGCUCCCCCGUCUCACAUUGAAUUGGGCUCAUUGGUCAUGUGACCUAAAACCUAAUCACAGCUACCAUAGCGUAUCUUUCAAAGGACGCUCCGUUGGGUUUAUUUUUAGCAAGAAAUGCAAGUGAUUGCAUUUGAUUUUUUUUAGUCUCCAAUCUUCAAGUCUGAACCUAAUAGUAUAGCGGCUCUGGUCAUCUUUGCCUUAUGUGGAAGAAUUUUCAAUCUUUAAUAAACAUUUUCGAGUGUA